Messenger RNA from Ilyonectria robusta, 1518 nucleotides. Its product is annotated as cytochrome P450. The coding region runs from base 1 to 1518 and encodes 505 amino acids. The record is from RefSeq and is a predicted model, not a curated record. NCBI's taxonomy places the organism in Eukaryota, Fungi, Ascomycota, Sordariomycetes, Hypocreales, Nectriaceae. The transcript has 5 exons. Gene Ontology annotation, molecular function: oxidoreductase activity, acting on paired donors, with incorporation or reduction of molecular oxygen; monooxygenase activity; iron ion binding.
AUGUCUUCGCUCGUCGAUAGCUUCUCCCAAUUUUCUACAGCGACCACCGCUCUGAUUCUGCUAUCGGUCUUGUGCUACUUCCUCGGCUCGAUCACUUACAAUCUGUUUCUACAUCCACUCCGGAGAUACCCAGGCCCGAAGCUAUGGGCUAUGUCUCGGGUUCCCUUCUCCUACAACUACAUGUCUGGUAGCGCACAUAAGAAAAUCCUUGAGUUACAUCAGCAAUAUGGAGACGUCGUUCGAAUUGCCCCCAACGAACUCAUAUUCGGUUACCCCGAAGCGUGGAAUGACAUUAUGGGCCACCGGAAGAGAGACCAGGAAGAAAACGGCAAAGACCCUGAUUUCUGGAGAGAUAAUGACGACCUUACUCUGGUUGGAUCCAACCGCGAAAGGCAUCGCCGUAUACGGAAGAUCCUUUCUCAUGGGUUUUCUGCCCAGGCCAUGAUAGACCAACAACCCCUCUUCCAAGGCUACGUCUCUUUACUGAUGGAUCGACUGAAGACAGCUUCAGCUGGAGGCGAAGCUCAAGAUAUGGUUAGCUGGUAUAACUGGGCUACAUUUGAUAUGAUCGGCGACCUAGUUUUCGGCGAACCGUUCGGCUGUCUGGAAACAUCUUCCUAUCACCCCUGGGUCAAACUCAUUUUUAAGCACAUCAAGGGAAUGGCCAUCGCGAACAGCGUGGUCAAAUUUCCCCUUGCCAGUACUCUCCUGAAAUUGAUGAUCCCCAAGGAUGUAUCAAGAGAUAUUGAGGCUCACUUCAAACUUACAGAGGCCAAGGUGGCCAAGCGUCUUGCUAUUGAGGUUGACAGGCCCGAUUUCAUGCAAUCCAUAAUAUGGGCCCGCGAUAAAUCUCAAAUUUCACACCCGGAGAUUCUCGCCAACGCCCAUAACUUGAUCGUUGGUGGCUCUGAGACCACUGCAACGGUCUUGUCAGGUGCCACCUAUUUGCUAGCUACUAAUAAGCCGGUACAGGCAAAGCUCAUUGAGGAGAUACGGUCGAAAUUCAAUAGCGAGGAUGAGAUCAACCUUCUGAGCGUCCAAAAGUUGAGCUAUAUGCUUGCUGUCUUCCAUGAAGUCCUUCGUUUAUAUCCGGCUGUGCCCUCGGCCAUUCCUCGCAAAGCACCUCCUCAAGGAACUACAAUCCGCGGAGAAUAUGUCCCCCCUGAGCUAAUAACACUUAGUACCCAGACUAUUCUUAGCAUCUGGUCCUGGCCAAUGUUUCACAACCCGAAGUUUUUCAAAGAUCCCGAAUCCUUUAUUCCGGAAAGGUGGCUUGGUGACCCAAGGUUUGACGGUGACCAAAAGAAAGCACUACAGCCAUUUUCCGUUGGCCCUCGUGACUGUAUUGGAAAGAAUCUUGCGUAUGCUGAGAUGCGACUUAUCUUGGCGAGAAUGAUCUGGAAUUUCAGCUUGGAACUUGAUCCUCGUAGUGAGGGAUGGAUGGAGAAGAACAUUCUGUAUUUCCUUUGGGAGAAACCAAUGCUGUUUAUCCGUCUUGUUCCAAGGGCUAUGGAGUAG